AUGCUCAGAUUACCCCGGUGUAUAACGGCUGGUUCUAUCAGACCUACUUUAUUAAGAACUAAUGGCCAUGCUCGGUUGCAAUCUGGUCUUGCAGCUGCUGCCGCUAGAAUUCCAGUUUUGGAAGAAAAGAUUGAUCCUGUUCUUUCUAGUGCUAUUCGCUCUGCCUCUAAAAUCGUUCAGACAAAAGUGCCUAUUGAAGACCCGUUUUCUAUCGUUUCCAAAGAAAUGUCUACCUUGGCUAAAAAUAUUGGUAAACUUAUCGGCUCUGGUCACCCUACACUCAACAAGGUUGCCAUUUACUACUUUCAAUCAGAAGGAAAACAUAUUCGGCCUUUGAUUGUUCUGCUCCUUUCCAAAGCUUUAUCUGAAAUUCCCGCUUCUGAGCGUACUAGAGGAUCUCGAGACGAGCUCGAUGUCAAAUCCAACACACCUGAAUUCUCCGAAAAAAACGGAGUCGAUGACUCUCUCAGUCCUUUACAAAUUCUUCAUGGAAUAAAUCCUAAUGUUGUUCUUAAUCCUCUCAGUCGACCCAUGGACAAAUUUCCUUCUGAAACUGAAGGUAUAUUACCAAAGCAACGUCGUCUUGCUGAAAUUGUGGAAAUGAUUCACACAGCCUCUCUUCUUCAUGACGAUGUCAUUGACAACUCAGCUACAAGAAGAGGUAAUCCAAGUGGAAAUAUUGCUUUUGGCAAUAAAAUGGCUAUUCUUGCCGGCGACUUUUUGCUUGGUCGUGCUUCUGUCGCCAUUGCUCGUUUACGCAAUGCCGAAGUCAUUGAGCUUCUUUCUACCACAAUUGCAAAUUUGGUAGAAGGUGAGUUCAUGCAGCUCAAAAAUACCGUUAUGGACGGCCCUGACGCCAACCGUGCUUGUUUCGAGUACUAUCUUCACAAGACAUAUCUUAAGACUGCCAGUUUAAUGUCUAAGUCUUGCCGUGCGACUGCUGUUCUCUCUGGUGUCAAUGACGAUGUUGUUGAGGCAUGCUACCAGUUUGGUCGCAAUUUAGGUCUCUGCUUCCAAAUUGUCGAUGACAUGCUUGAUUACACUGUCUCUGAAGCCAAGUUUGGCAAACCUGUAGGAGCUGAUCUUAAACUAGGUUUGGCUACUGCCCCCGUUCUUUACGCAUGGGAGAAGUACCCUGAACUUGGUAAGAUGAUUCAGCGUCAGUUCAAUGAGCCUGGUGAUGUUGAGCGUGCUCGCGAGCUCGUUGCAAAAGCUGGUGGUCUUGAAAAGACUAGAGAACUUGCUGUUCAGCAUGCAGAAGAAGCUAUUCGACAACUUAUGAUCCUCCCGGAAUCACCUUCACGUAAUGCACUCAUCAAUCUGACUAAUGCUAUGCUUAACAGAAAGCAUUAG
Messenger RNA from Magnusiomyces paraingens, 1353 nucleotides. RefSeq lists its product as uncharacterized. The transcript has a single exon. Gene Ontology annotation, molecular function: prenyltransferase activity. The coding region runs from base 1 to 1353 and encodes 450 amino acids. The record is from RefSeq and is a predicted model, not a curated record. NCBI's taxonomy places the organism in Eukaryota, Fungi, Ascomycota, Dipodascomycetes, Dipodascales, Dipodascaceae. Gene Ontology annotation, biological process: ubiquinone biosynthetic process; isoprenoid biosynthetic process. Gene Ontology annotation, cellular component: transferase complex.